Messenger RNA from Dendronephthya gigantea, 1306 nucleotides. RefSeq names its product E3 ubiquitin-protein ligase PPP1R11-like. Gene Ontology annotation, molecular function: protein phosphatase 1 binding; protein serine/threonine phosphatase inhibitor activity. The transcript is spliced from 3 exons. NCBI's taxonomy places the organism in Eukaryota, Metazoa, Cnidaria, Anthozoa, Malacalcyonacea, Nephtheidae. The coding region runs from base 170 to 493 and encodes 107 amino acids. The record is from RefSeq and is a predicted model, not a curated record. Gene Ontology annotation, cellular component: nucleus.
AAACAAGUUCCUAAGAAAAAGAGAUACAAAUACAAAAAUACAAACUCAUUACAAAGCAUUCACAGCAAUCACAGCACUAUUAAACAGCAGAUCAACCAGCAAAAGAAAUAAUAAACGGGGAAAGUGGUAGCACAGCUGACAGCUCUUUAAAAAUUAAAAAAUAAUAAAAAUGGCAGAAAAAGAAGUGCCAGGAACAUCAACAGUCACUGAAACGAGCUCUCAAAAUGAGGAUCCUCAACCCGUAGUACUUAAACUUAGGAAGAGUGAAGAUAAAAAGAAAGUUCAAUGGAAAGCUGAUACAGUGGACAAUGAAUUUAUGGGCAAAAAGUCUUCAAAAUGUUGUUGUAUUUAUGAGAAACCUCGAUUAUUUGGGGAAUCAUCGUCGGAAAGUGAAUCUGAUGGUGAGGGUGAUGGGGGACAUAACGCCUACUGUCCUGGUCAUAAAAAAAAGCAUAAACAUAAACAUGAGGAAAAGGCUGGCGACACAUCGUAAUCUAUGUAAUCCCAGUAAUCCAUAUAACAUGUGGUCCAUACACUAGCGUGGGCAUUCCUUGUUCUUUAACCUAAAGUGCUGGGUGAUGGAAGUGGGCUUGGGUACUUCAUCCACCUACAGGCAUAUAGUUGUAUCUCUAUCAAGUGGCUCAAUCUCUAUCAAAUGGUCUUGUAUAAAAGUCCAAAAUGAAUGUUCUAUUCAAAUUAUUAAUCAGCCAGUUUGCAACCGUGUAUUUUGAAAACAUUUUCUGGGCAAUUUAAAUCAGAUAAAAGAAAAAAUCUUGAGUGUUUUUGUCACAUCCAUUAGGCGAAAAUCACCUAAUGGGUGUGACAAGCAUUAUAGAUGUGACAAGCACAUGUGACACUUGGUGUGUUUCUUCAGGCAGGGCUCGAAAUUACGGCCGAGAUAUCUCCAGUCAAAGUGAUAAUGCAAAUGGAAGGCUAGCUAUUGCUAUAUGACCGUCCAUUAAUUUGAGCCCUGCAAGGCAUAUAACAUAUCAAGUAUCCGCAUAUACAUGCUCCUUAAUUCCCAGGAUCCAGAAUCUCAUUUUGUAAAAGAAACUUUAAUUGCAUGUACAAAUGUUUGUCAUAUGGUAGUCAAUCCUCAUUUCCACAAUAUUUAACAUUGAUUUAAUAUUGUUAUGGUACUAGUAACCAAUUUGAAUUUGCAUUUAUUUUUUAUCAAUAUGCUGCCAUCUUUUUUUAUGGUCACUCAGUGUACAACUCAGCUCCUGGAUAUGCUUGCAUUAGCUACGUAAUUUUUUUUUUUUUCGCUUUGUCCCAAUGCGACAGAUGUUUUUUAUGCAUGUGAAAU